CUCGGUUGUGAACACGACCAUCGCAACACACCUGUUGGGUCGCCUCGCCGUGUGCUCUGUCAUUGUUUCGAUUUUUAUUUUGCUUCGCACCUUUAAUCGUUCUAUUCGGCCCACCUGGCCAUUUCUCGAACGCGCGCGAAUUUGUGUGCAAGUAACGUAAUUGAGUAGAUGUCCGCUGAUGCUGUGCCAAGGAUACUCUUGAUCCCGAACGGUUUCACAACAAUUUUAUUCGUUUUUACAAAUUUUGUUUUGCUCCCCGUAUUCCGUUCAUGCAUUAAAUAACUGUUACAUUGCAUCGAUAGUGUUUUUCGUGAGAUUAUGAGCGCGAACCAAGGAGGGAGGAAAAUCAAAACAAAACAACAAACAAAGAACAAACAAACGUGCCCUGUGCCGUGGAGCUUUAUGUGAUGCUGCCGGUGUAACACAUGUUGAAAGAGAAAAACGGAAAAAUAAUCAAAAGCGGAUGAGUGAUUAACUGGAAUAUCAGUAAAUCAAUGAAUGAGUUGGUGAAUCAAAAGACUGGGUAGUGACAUAAAAUAGUGCAAAUUCAGUAAGUCGAUUAAGAAACUCGAUCCUGCUUAGAUAGAAUUAACCUACAGUGCGUGUUGUAACGAGCUAAGGUGGAUUAGUCGGCAGAGCUCAGUUUGAAAAUAUCAUAGGUCUGUUUGUUCCAUCGGCUGGCAUUCCAGCGGUCAACGACGCGAGUCACGUUUCGCGUUGUUAUAGAAGGAAUCUAUUUCACCGCUUGUCGCUCAUUCUCGUUGAGUGGAAUCCAGCUAGCGCUUUGCUCAAUACGGCACGGAUUGGGGCAUAGUGAGACCGCGAAGAGGCGCGGUAGGACUUGUGCGACGCUAAGAAAGUGCGGAUUGUGUCACGUUGCUGAAGUACCGCUACAAUACAGAUGACGUAACCACAGAGCUAUCCGCCUCACCUCGCCGGAAAGCGUAAAAUGCGUCUGUUCAAAGCGAAAAAGCUUCCGGAUAUUCAACAUGCAUCCUCGGAACCGGCUCCGGAACUGACCCAACUCAAUACAACCGUCCCUGGAGCAACGACCGGUCUGACCCGUAAUGACAUUAUUAUUUCAAGCAUCACUCAAUCAGAACCAACUGCAGGUAUCGAAGGUGGUAAUACCGCUUCGGUUCUGUCGACAACAGCUGCCACGUUGGCCACAUUAUCGUCCGAUGGUUUGCUGCAGCACCCGUCAACGUCAAGCUCGACAGCGAUAUCACAGCCAGUGACAACCUCAUCACAAUCGUCGACAUCGUUAUCGCCAGGGGACGCUACCGAGAGUGGUGCAUUAGCUGCUAUUACUCCCGGCCAUCUAUCGAAACCGAUGGAUACGGGAGCCAAUGGGAAUGAUAAAAUUUGCACAAUUAAUAACAAAACCGAGAAUAUUAGAUUAUCGGAGAACGCCGCUCGCAAUCAAGGUUUCGGCUCCGGUGGCGGUGGUAAUGGUGGUGUUGCACUGUCACCAGGGCAAUCCCAACAAAUGCAUCACCAGCAACAGCCACCAGAUUUCCAUCAUCAUCAGCAACAACAACACCAACAACUGCAGUAUUCGCAAGCCAAUAAAAUAAACGCAAUCGGGCCGCUGAUUGGCAGGAAUGGAAUUGGUCCUCCACCCGGCUAUAAAGUGGUUACGGCUGUUCCCGCCAUGGUACUCGAUGACGAUCCACCCACCAUCAUUCCAGCAACGGUUACUUCAGCAAAGGAAAGCAAAAAUGUGUUCACAUGGGGCCGUAAGAUGGGUAAAAAAUUCGACCUGUUGCGUCGUGGUAGUGAUGCUCAAAAGCCUUCAGUUUCGCCACAAAUCGCAACCACUCCGACUUGUAUGACCGUCUUCAAUACAGAUACCAUGAAAAAGAGCAAAACGGUUCCGCUGAAAGCGUACCAACCCAGAAACGAUGCAUUGGUAAAACUGAACAAUGAAAGAUCCUCCGGGACAUUUAAAAGCUUCUUCUAUCGCAUGGGAUCAACAGGAAUGCUCAACCAUAAGUCAAAUAAUUUUCAAAAACAUCAGCAUCAGCAGGUUCAAAAACAAAAUCAACAGAAACCCAACGGACAACAAUCACGAUCCCAAUCGCCAAACGGUUUCGUGGCUAAAGCUAAAAUGGAUGGUCAAUCGACGUUGUACCGUAGUAGUUCAACCAGCCAGCUGAACACAUCUUCUUACAUUAAAUGUGAUGAUCCAACUGAGGGCAUCAACUUGGCAAACGGAAACCACAAACAUGCGGUUAGCAAUACAAAUCUCAAUAUGUCAACGAUAGGACAAUCAAACUCGAAGCAAUCCGCCGCGGCCAAAUCAUCCAGUUGCGAUGAUAUAGCACGAGUUACCGCUAACCAGGAACAAAUGUCAAAAAAGAACCACUUCCCAUACGCUUUCCUUCGUUCGAAAUUGUCUGUUUUGCCGGAAGAGAAUGGAGGUUCCGUUAUCAACUUCAAUCGAAUAAAGGAUAAUCUGCUCCGUUCUGGGAACCGUGGCUCCGUAAUCAGCCUGCGAUCUGAUCUCGAUAAUAUUUCCAUAACAGACUCUCAACUAAACAUAUCCGAAAACGGAGACGCGUUUCUGUCCGGAAACGACUCCAAAUCCAUAACGACCAGCGAGUUGGGGGUAAUGUCCCGAAACAACUCCAUCAAAACCCUAACUGAUGAGCAGAACUUCGUGAGCAAUUACCAAAGAUUGAGCAGCUGUCUCAGCAGCAACGAAUCCGGCUAUGACAGCGAUGGACGACAUGCUGAAGAUAAGAUCGAAGAAAACGGUUCCGGUGCGAAUAGUCUAACGGUUCAGCAAACAACGGUUAGCGUCGAUUCGUACGCAGACGCCAUCCGAACGAAGGAUCAGUCGUACAUGUUCGGUAGCCGGCGGCGGAUGUCGUCGUCCAGUUCGGCUGCCUCGGUGCAGAAUCUGGACUGCAGUACCAUAAGACGACGUUUCAGGCAGGUUAAGCUCGAGAAAAAAAGCGCAGACGAGGUGAUCGGGAUCGAACUCACGCCGCAAACGGUGAACAUGGACGAGGGAGACUGCGAAACGAGGUAUCUGGUGACGGAGAUAGACCCGGAAGGAAUAGCUUACAGAGACGGCCGCUUGCGGGUCGGUGACGAGAUUGUCAACGUAAACGGGCACCAUUUACGUGGUUUGCAAUCUCCCAGCACGGUACAACGCAUACUAUCGACGUUCGUCAACAACUUUGUAGACCUUGUCAUUGCGCAUGACGAGCUAACUACGUUCAACUCCGACCUACACCGGAAGAUCAAGAUUGAUGGCUAUGUGAGUAAGCAGCUAAACGAUCCGGAAGUGAACAGUAUUACAGGUAGUCCGCAGAUAUGCAAUGGCAACAAUCCAAAACAGCAAACAAGUCCAAUAGAGGCAUGCUCAACCAUAAUCAACUGUUCAACGCCAAUUUCGAACGGACGGAUCAAACAGCAACAACAAUCGCAAAGAGCAUCUUUUCCAAUGGCCGAAACGCAUUCGUCAAUCGAUUACACACCGGUUUACGCUAAUCGUAUUUCGAUCUCUAAUACAAUCUGUGAUGAUGAGAAAUGGCAAAUGCUGAGUAAGCAACGUUGCGAAAAUUUGAGCAAGAAUGGGUACACCCAAAUUCUCGGUUCGAAACGGGUCAUCAAAGAUAGUGAUGCGGAUAUCAUCUCUCACGCGUCAUCGUCAGUUAGUAAUGGGAUGCAUAGCAAUGAACAUUCGGUUGAAGUAAGGUAUAACGCAAUCAAUCGGCCAAUAUCCCAAAGUAACCUCAGUCGACACUUGUCAAUCGCACACUUGGCCGGUGACAGUGAUGGCGAAAGCGAAACGUCCUCGAUUCGGCCGGUCACUUUGGUUGAAGUGAUUUCGGAUACAAUCCGAAGAAACGUUCCCUUCGGUACGAUUCGCAACCAUCAAGCAAGUAUGGACUAUCGCUCCAUAAAGAUUAAGAAAGCCGAAGAUAUUCCGAAGACAGUACAAAGAAUCCGGCUGAAGUCCUGCAACGAUACGAACGCACUCGUUUCGUCAAUAUCGGAAAAGGGUUCCAUCGGAUCCGGAUUGGACACCAUCGACGGGAACCCGCUGCAGCGAUGCAAAACAGAGCAAGAUGUUAGCAGCAGAGACGAUCUCAACUGCUCGAUCGAUAGUGCUAAGUUCGAAUCUGGCGUGCGGAUACUCAUCAACGAAGAAGGGUCGUCGUAUAUCGAAGGAAUCCACAAAUGCGUUUACCUCGUGGUAACGUUCUACAAAGGCGUCGGAAUGAAAUCUCUUGGUUUCAGCAUUGUCGGUGGACGUGAUUCACCCAAGGGUAAUAUGGGCAUAUACGUUAAAACUGUCUUCCCCAGUGGACAGGCAGCGUUGGAUGGCAAUCUGAUGGCUGGUGACGAGAUAAUUUCGAUUAACGACGUAACCGUGCACGGAAUGAGUCACGCCGAAACGAUUGGACUAUUCAAAAAUAUCCGAGAGGGACCGUUAGUGUUGAAAUUGGCGAGGCGGAAAAAUAUUCUAUCCAACAGAUACCAGCGUGCAAAAUCGGUGGACAACUUGCCAAAUUAAACCUGACUAGACAACUUCACUCAACCCACUCAAGUCUUCCGUAAUGUGUCGGCAAAUCUACUCGUAAGGAAAAAAUAAACAAGCAAACCUGCUCCCAAACCCACGAUUCUUCGGAUGCUUCCGUGCAACUCCUCACAGGACGCCACAAAUGUGCUCAGAUGUCCCGGCACCAAUUCUAGUCAUCUUCUUGUACUCAAUUCGAUACACCAGAGCGGAUUGUCAGUUGGAUUAUCGUGAAUCAAGAGCGUGUGUGACGAUAUACCUUUAAUGAAUAUACUUCGUUUGUAAAUAGAGACGACAUUCAACCGGAUCGGUGUUUAAUAAUAAUGAAAGUACAGUAAGCACGUUCACAACAAAAUCAAAGAUUAUUAAGCAAGUUUGUACAAACUGUAUUUGAAUAAUUUAAUAUGUUAAUAAAAAAGAUUUCAUUCA
Messenger RNA from Toxorhynchites rutilus septentrionalis, 4963 nucleotides. RefSeq lists its product as uncharacterized. The record is from RefSeq and is a predicted model, not a curated record. Bases 950 to 4531 code for a protein of 1193 amino acids. The transcript is spliced from 8 exons. Gene Ontology annotation, molecular function: protein binding. Lineage: Eukaryota; Metazoa; Arthropoda; Insecta; Diptera; Culicidae.